AUGUUAAGAUCGAGAAGGCCUACCAGUGAACCCAAAGAUGAUUUGUCACAAGGUGAUGGGAAUUACACCCUGGCAAGGGCGUUAAAUCGGAUGUCGGAGUUCCUUCAACAGAAUUUUCGUCCACUGCAAAGAGAGCAGAAUAGGGUGGUGCAAGUCGGAUGCACUUAUGAGUGCUUCUUGGCUCAUAGAACACCUGCCUUCAUAGGUGUAGAGGAUCCACUUUGGGCCGAGAGGUGGAUUGAAGACCUCGAAAGGACCUUUGAAAUUUGUGGAUGCACCGAGGCUCAACAAGUGCUAUAUGCGAGUUAUCUGCUGCAAGGUGAUGUGGCUAAUUGGUGGAAGACCAAGAGAGAACUUUUAGUGAUGGAGUUGGGAUCAUUUGCGGCUAUGUCUUGGCGAUUCACUACCCACCUCAUUGCUACAGAAGAGAUGAGGGCCAAGCAUUUUCAGGAGGGCUCUCCUCCGAGUCAAAAGAGGCUAAGUGUUGCUAGUGAGGGAAGUAGUUCUGGGUUGCCACAGAAGUUUGUGCAGAGGGCUGGAACCCAAUCUCUGGCAGCCUCCAAUGUGCAUAUGGGAGGCCGAGUACCAGUUUGGGGAAGCCGUAGAGGUCGUCAUGGUGGUAAGAAUAAUCAAAAGCAAAUUGUCCAAGCUCGGGUGUAUGCGGUGACUCCUAGUAAUAUUGGUGGUGAGGUUCCAGAGACUCAACAUGCUGGAGUCAUGGCAGAUCUUGGGAAAGUUACCAGUAUCGUUCUAAACUUGGACCACACGAAGGUGCCGUCAAUCAAAUGGUAUCCGAAUGUGACUUUGUUCACCUUAUUCAAUGAACUGGAGGUUCUUGAUCUUAGCAGCAUCAACAUCGGAGGAGAGCUUCAAGCUUUUUGUGGACUGAAGCAAUUAAAAUAUCUAAGGAAGUUGUACCUUGGGAAUAACAGAUUGGAAGGUAAUAUUCCCUCUUGUCUUGAGAGGUUUGAAGACCUUGAUCUAUCGCAUAAUCGCUUGCAGGGCCGUUUACCUUCAUCGAUUUUCUCUAACAAGAGCAAGAUUACGAAAUUUAAAGUCUCUGGUAAUCGUAUAGAAGGAGUGUUAUCAUUUUCCAUAUUUGCCAAUGCUUCUAAUCUUAACUUACUCGAUCUCUCAAACAACGAGUUGGAAGUUGAAACAGAGUCUCCCUCCUGGGUGCCCACCUUUCAGCUAGGAUUUCUGAACUUGGCAAACUGCAACCUCAACAAGGAGAAUGGUCACGUUGUCCCAACCUUCAUAUCCACCCAAUAUUUAUUGUAUUUGCUAGACUUGUCACACAACUCAUUGGGAGGAAACAUGCCUUGUCAACUACUUUUCAACAUGAAUAUCACAAAUUUGUACUUGAGUGGCAACAAAAUCAAUGGUUCUUUCCAUGACUGCUCUACUAAUGGAAAUUCAUCACUUAAGUCGUUGGACAUAUCUGAUAAUCAUGUCAAAGGCUCUCUUCCAGAAAAUUUUGGAUAUCUUCUUCCCAGCUUAACUCUCGUUGACAUGUCCUCAAAUGCAUUAGAAGGCAACAUUCCCUGGUCCUUUGGUUAUCCGCCUCUCCAUUGGGUAGGCCUUUCUCAUAACAUUCUCUCAGGAACAAUACCACAGAGUUUGACUAGGACUGGCACGCAACUCUUAGUGCUAGAUUUAGCAAACAACAAAUUGCAAGGACAAAUGCUCCCAAAGGAUGCGAACAUGACAAUGUUGAGGACCUUACAUCUGAGUAGCAAUAACUUCGAAGGAGUAAUCUCCCCCACCAUCUUAAACAGUCCAAAUUUACUACUCCUAGAUGUUCGAGAUAACGACUUGUCCGGUAAUAUUCCAGAGUGGUUGUAUGAUCAUUCUCGCUUGGCAAUACUUAUUUUAAGUGGAAAUCGCUUUGAUGGUCACCUACCCCGAAGACUAUGUCGGAUGAAAACACUCCAAGUUUUUGAUAUAUCUUACAAUCGUCUUUCAAAAGGUAUUCCUUCCUGCCUUGAUAACAUUACUUUUUGGAACAAGAGUUCUCUAAGCCCUACUUACUGGAUGCCCUAUAUCAAAAAACUUGUUCUACAAUAUCUCUACCUAUUUAGAGAUCAGGAUGAUAUUCAGUAUAUCAUAGCAACGGAAACUCUGCCUUUGUUCAUAAAAAAUAGGUUAUAUACUUUCCAAGGUAUCCCUCUCCUGAUGAUGACUGCAAUUGACCUAUCAUCUAACCAGUUGACAGGUAGCAUUCCUUCUGAAAUAGGAGAAUUGUCACAUCUUCUAUUCUUGAACUUGUCGAAUAACUCUCUAACAGGUUCCAUUUCAAUCUCCUUUCGAAACCUGAGAAGCAUGGAGAGUUUGGAUCUUUCUCACAACAAGUUGAGAGGGAGAAUCCCUUUUGAAUUGGUUGGACUCACUUCUCUAUCUGUAUUUAGUGUUGCCUACAACAAUCUGUCUGGAAGAAUCCCAUUUGAGAAUCAAUUCUCAACUUUCACAAGCCAAUGCUAUGAGGGCAAUCCGGAACUCUGUGGAGACCCCCUGCCAAGAAAAUGCUCAACAACAAACCAAUCAGAACCUGAAGAAAAAGAAGGAACUAGAAUGAUUGAUCACCCUUUCUUCUUCUACGCAUUUGUAACUGUGUCGUAUGCACUCGGGUUUUGGGCUUUCUUUGGGAUCCUAAUCAUCAAAAAGAAUUGGAGGCACAAGUAUAAUAGAGUCGUGGAUGGAUAUAUUGAGUCUUUGUUUGAGUUGCUCUCUAAGUCUAGGUGAUUACCAAUCAAUUAUACGGCCAGUUUUAUGAAAUAUUUGUAUUUCAAAGUGUUGCUUAUCUUCAAUAAAAAUUUAGAACUUCUUGCUUA
Messenger RNA from Carya illinoinensis, 2831 nucleotides. Its product is annotated as receptor-like protein 56. Bases 1 to 2742 code for a protein of 913 amino acids. Gene Ontology annotation, molecular function: protein binding. The transcript has 6 exons. Lineage: Eukaryota; Viridiplantae; Streptophyta; Magnoliopsida; Fagales; Juglandaceae. The record is from RefSeq and is a predicted model, not a curated record.